AUGCUAUUCGAACCUGGCUCUGUCCCUCCAGGACCUCCUAUCGAAACCAAAAAAGCCUUGAUCUUGCUCGACUUCCAAAACGACUUUGUCAAGCCCAGCGGAAACCUUCCCGUCGCCAACGUUGAACCCUUUAUACCCAACUUACUGUCCCUGGUAGACGAAUUCCGCGCCAAGGGGCAGGUGAUAUGGGCAGGGACCGAAUACCGACAAUCGCGUUCGACCAUCUCUUCCGUGACGGGGUCUCACUCUAUAAUCCUGAAACAACAUCUUCAGCGGCAGGAAUUUACCGAUGAGAGUAGUGAGUACUACAACGACCCGAAUUACACACGCUCACCUCGCGAAGAUCCUCUGUCGCCCUCGCUGAACCCAGAUGUCACGCAUGAUCGAGAAGCAUUCCUUGCACCCCUAUUGACCACCACCAAGCACAGAUGCUGCAUGCCUGGCUCAUCGGGUGCCGACUACUCGGACGGCAUCAAAGCAGCCAUCGACCCACAAAGAGACCUGGUUAUGCUGAAAUCCCACUACUCUGCUUUUCAAGGCACAUCCCUUCUCAUGCAUCUUCGAACCCACCUCGUCACUGAGCUCUAUGUCUGUGGCUCUCUGUCAAACGUUGGGGUCUACGCCACCGUCCUUGACGCUGUUUGCCAUGGCGUCCAGGUUACGCUUGUCGAGGAUUGUCUAGGAUACAUCGAUGAAGCUUGCCACAUAGAAGCCAUGCGCCAGAUGGCAGACGCUAUGGGUGCAAAUGGAAUCGACUGCCAGGAACUGCGUGACGAUAUUGCCGGCCUCCUCGGCGACAUUAUCCACGAAGAGGACUACCCCACCAGAUUCCAGGUCAGCCUGCCACCACCAUCUCGCACGACAAGGUCGCAUACUUCGAGAACGCAGAUUCAUGACUGGAUUUCGAGCCUCGAAGGCGAAGAAGCCCCUGCCACACCUGCCAAGGGCAAAAGAACACCUUCGAAAGAGACGGAACAGACCGGCGCUAUCCGGCGUGACUCCAACACACCAAGUGAGUCAUCUCGUAGAUCUAUAAGGCAAAUAUCUGUUGAGCGCAGUCCUACUCGGAAAAGAUCAACCAGUGAUCUGGAUCCCUUGGACGAAGAGCGUGUCCUAAAGCUACCCCAUAAUCCUUCUUCCCGUCGUAGCUCGACCCAUGCUGAGCAACUGAAAACCAAGCAGACACAGCAACACACACGGAAGCGGCGACCUUCACAAGAAUCAUCAGUCAGAUCCGCUACCCCUACGACAUCAGUCCUGCACCAAACACUUUCGACUGGGGCCCCAUCUGCUCACAAGGAAAUGUCGGAAGCUGAUCCAGCCGAGGCCAAAAGCCCAACCCCUGAAGCGAAGGAAGAAAAUGUCCAAGCAGUUCGAAAGAAGAAGAAGAUGAUACCAAAGAUACUUGGUCCUGGCGACACUCUAGGACAAGGUGACUGCAAACUCCACACAGGCAUUCUCGAUCAAACAGAAGCUGAACAGGCCUUUUAUUCUUGCAGAAGCGACAUCAAAUGGCAGAAGAUGUUUCACCGAUCCGGUGAAGUGCCUCGCCUGGUCGCUGUUCAGGGGUCCAUGUCUAAGGAUGGGACGGAGAUUCCAAUCUAUAGGCAUCCAGCGGACGAAUCUCCAGAGUUAUUGCCUUUCGACGCAGUGGUUAGCCUGCUACGUGGAGUUGCAGAAAAGAUUGUCGGCCACCCGUUGAACCAUGUUUUGAUUCAGUGGUAUCGCCACUGCGAGGACAACAUCUCUGAGCAUUCUGAUAAGACGCUCGACAUCGUUCGAGGAUCUCAAAUCGUGAAUGUAAGCUUGGGGGCACAGAGAACCAUGAUGCUAAGGGCGAAGAAGUCCGCUCUGACACCCGGCGAUUCGAACGACGACUCGGACGGUGCCAGACCUUCUCAAAGAAUCCCUCUGCCACACAAUUCGCUUUUCGUCCUCGGGCAGGAGACCAACCGGCAGUGGUUACAUUCCAUACGAGCCGAUAAGCGACCUCUUCCAGAAAAGACCCCCGCCGAACUCGCUUUCGACGGAGAAAGAAUCAGCUUCACAUUCAGACACGUCGGAACAUUCAUCAAUCUGGCCAACAACACAAUAUGGGGACAGGGAGCGACAAGCAAAAAGCGAGAAGAUGCCCGGCCUUUGUUGACUGGGGCCGAGGCAGAAAAAGAGGGCGAAGCCAUGAUUCGCGCUUUUGGGCAGGAGAAUCAUCGCAGCGCUGAUUGGAACUGGGACGAGUGGUACGGACGGGGAUUCGAUGUGGUCAACUUUGAGACCAAAUCCGUGGACGAGGCCAACGCACCCAAUGAUGAUCUGGGGAGCAGGUCAAAGGGCGAGAAGAGGAAAAUUGCCGACGAUAGCGAGACUUCAAUGAGGGCUGGUUCCGCGCCAUUCUGA
Fonsecaea multimorphosa CBS 102226 is the source of this 2394-nucleotide messenger RNA. RefSeq lists its product as uncharacterized. Gene Ontology annotation, biological process: DNA repair; DNA alkylation repair. Gene Ontology annotation, molecular function: dioxygenase activity. Gene Ontology annotation, cellular component: nucleus. The coding region runs from base 1 to 2394 and encodes 797 amino acids. The transcript has a single exon. NCBI's taxonomy places the organism in Eukaryota, Fungi, Ascomycota, Eurotiomycetes, Chaetothyriales, Herpotrichiellaceae. The record is from RefSeq and is a predicted model, not a curated record.